CGUACUUUCACUUUCAUUUACCGGUACGCAGGUUCGUUCAAAACGUUUGUCGCCUAAAAUCAAUGAAACGUUCGAUAUAUUGUAACAUUUGUGGUGUUUUUUUUUUCUUCUUGUGGCGUCUAAGUAUCAUAAACGGUGCUCAUACAAUGAUAACCAAUUGACAAACGCACAUAGAGCUGAUACUAAACCUUUUCCUCUUCAGCUUCUGUUUUUCAUCAUGUCUUGGUGUUUAUGCUGCACUACAUUUGCAGUUUUAUUCUGUGGUCUUUUUGUUGGCAGCCAUGCAAUGACUGUCAACACCGACACAAAUGCCUUGCCUUUUCCCUGGGAUAAGAUAAGAUUGCCAGAAACAGUGAAACCCCAGCACUAUGACCUCCUGGUGCACCCCAACUUGACCUCCCUGACCUUCACCGGAGUGGUCCAGAUUCUCAUAGAGCUAGAGCAGGACACCAGAGCCAUCAUCCUUCACAGCAAGAACCUGCAGAUCUCCAAAGCUCAGCUCUUGGGCCCCAGACAUCCUCAGCAUCUGCAAAUCAGUGAGUCUGAAGCCUAUGAACAGAUCGCACUCUUUUCUGAUGGCUUCACAUUUGAGAGAGGAAACCACGUGGUGCAUUUGGAGUUCUACGCCAACUUAUCAGACAGUUUUCACGGCUUUUAUAAAGGCAGAUAUACCACAAACAGCGGAGAGGUCAGGAUGAUGGCAUCCACUCAGUUUGAGCCGACGCAUGCUCGAGCUGCCUUCCCUUGUUUUGAUGAACCUGCAUUUAAAGCCAACUUUACCAUCCGUGUGCGCCGAGAAUCCAGGCAUAUUUCCAUAUCCAACAUGCCCAAGCUGAGAACUGUAGAAAUGGCUGACGGGCUGCUCGAGGAUCAGUUUGACACGACGGUGAAGAUGAGCACCUACCUGGUGGCCUUCAUCAUCUCCGAUUUACAGUCCAUCAGUAAAAAAAGCCAGCAUGGAGUCGAGAUAUCAGUGUAUACUGUUCCCGAGAAGAUCAGUCAGGCGGAAUAUGCUCUCAACACCGCCGUCACACUGCUGGACUUUUAUGAUGAUUAUUUUGACAUCCCAUAUCCACUUCCCAAACACGAUCUUGCAGCAAUCCCAGAUUUCCAGUCAGGUGCUAUGGAGAAUUGGGGCCUGUCGACUUACAGAGAGUCCGGUUUGCUCUUUGACCCUGAGAAAUCUUCUUCCUCGGACAAACUGGGAAUCACCAAAGUCAUUGCCCAUGAACUAGCCCAUCAGUGGUUUGGAAACCUGGUCACGAUGCAGUGGUGGAACGACCUGUGGUUAAACGAGGGCUUUGCCAAGUUCAUGGAGUAUGUGUCCGUCAGCAUCACCCACCCUGAGCUGCAAGUGGAUGAUUAUUUCCUGGAGAAGUGCUUCACUGCUAUGUCAGUGGACUCUUUAACCUCCUCACACCCCGUUUCCACUCCAGUGGAGAAUCCUGCGGAGAUCAGCGAGAUGUUCGAUGACGUUUCCUACCGGAAGGGUGCGUGUAUCCUGAACAUGCUGAGGGAUUUCCUGACGCCAGAGGCUUUCAAGUACGGUAUUAUACACUACCUGAAGACACACAGCUACCAGAACACAGUGAACGCUCACCUCUGGGAAAGUCUUACCAAUAUCUGCACUUCUGAUGAAUUGGAUUCAGGGAGACUAAAACUCGAUGGAUUCUGUUCCAAAAGCAGGGCUGAAUCUCCAGCCUCUCAGAAAUGGUUCAUGGAGGACAGUGUUGAUGUUCAAGCCAUUAUGGACACCUGGACGCUGCAGGAGGGCUUUCCUUUAAUCACUGUGGAGGUCAAAGGUCAAGAGGUCACCCUCAAACAGGAGCGCUUCCUUAGAGAAGCAAACUCUUCAAAUACAUCAAGCUUCUUGUGGCAGGUUCCUCUGACUUACAUCACCAGUCACAGUAGUGCAGUGCAGCGUUUCUUGCUGAAAAGUGAAAAAGAUGUGUUGUACCUGCCAGAGAAGGUGGACUGGAUUAAAUUUAAUGUGGACCUGCGGGGGUAUUAUAUUGUACAUUAUAAGUCAGGAGGCUGGGACGCUUUGAUCAACCAACUCCAGCAAAACCACAGUGUGUUCAGCAGCAACGACAGAGCCAGUCUGAUCCACGACAUCUUUCAGCUGGUCAGCAUUGAGAAAAUCCCACUGGACAAAGCUCUGAAUCUGAGUUUGUACCUCAGUAAAGAGUCGGAGAUCAUGCCGGUGACGCAGGGCUUUAAUGAGCUGGUGCCGCUUUACAAACUCAUGGAGAAGAGAAACAUGGAGGCACUGGAGAACCAGCUGAAGGGUCAUUUAGUGAAGUUAUUCAAGACGCUGAUUGACCGCCAGAGCUGGUCUGAUGGUGGGUCUGUGUCCGAGCGGAUGCUCAGGAACUAUCUGCUGUUGUUCGCCUGCGUCCGCCGUUACCCAUCCUGCAUCAGCACCGCCACUCGACUCUUCCAGCAGUGGAAGGAAUCCGAUGGCAAAAUGUGGCUGCCCACUGACGUCAGUUUGGUGGUCUACACUGAAGGGGCGCGUACAGACGAAGGCUGGGACUUCCUGUUGGAGAAAUACAAGCGAUCCGUCUCGCCAUCGGAGAAGUGGAUGAUUAAAGCCGCACUCUCGUACAGUCCAUUAGCUCACAAGCUUCAGUGGCUUUUGGAAAGAAGCAUUGAAGGAGAGAAGGUCAUCAACUCGCCUGGGACUUCUUGAAAACCAACUGGGGGAAACUUGUGAAAAAGUUUGAUCUCGGUUCGUCUGCGAUAUCUCGCAUGGCGGUCGGUGUGACCGAUCAGUAUUCCACCAGAGAAAUGCUCGAUGAGGUUCAGUCUUUCUUCGGGUCACUAGCGCAGGAUCAGGGCUCUGGGCUCCGCAGUGUUCAACAGGCCCUGCAGAAAAUCCAGCAGAACAUCCGCUGGAUGGACAGGAACGUCCCACUACUGAAAGCCUGGCUGGACAGAAACGGUCUGAUUGAGUCCUGACGAACUCUAGAGACACUUGAAAGUGUGUUUAACAGGGUGUGGAACUCAAGCCUGCACCUAGUUUCACCUUGGGUACGGCACUUUACAAGGGCCAUAACACUGGAGGAAACCAGCUCUGAUAUGAUCAUACAGAACAUGAACAUUUUGAAAUGGCUGCAACAAAAGAAGUGUCUAAAUAAGUUUUAAAAUAUCAAUGCUAAAUGUCAACUCAAUGAAACCAGCGAUGCACCGAAAUUAGUUUUUACUGAAACACAAAAAACGAAAAUGAAGUGUUCGUUUGGUCAAGAAAAAAACUAAACCAAAACAAAUUUUAUUUAAUAAUCAAGGCAGUUUUAUAUCUGCAUUUUAAUGAUAUGUUUUGAUUCCAAUUUGUUGUUGUAAUAUAAA
Molecule: messenger RNA, 3348 nt
Organism: Sinocyclocheilus grahami
Lineage: Eukaryota; Metazoa; Chordata; Actinopteri; Cypriniformes; Cyprinidae
Product: endoplasmic reticulum aminopeptidase 1-like
Exons: 18
Coding region: 218-2692 (824 amino acids)
Biological process (GO): proteolysis; peptide catabolic process
Cellular component (GO): membrane; cytoplasm
Molecular function (GO): metalloaminopeptidase activity; zinc ion binding; peptide binding
Source: RefSeq, a predicted model, not a curated record